Messenger RNA from Lottia gigantea (owl limpet), 1509 nucleotides. RefSeq lists its product as hypothetical. Gene Ontology annotation, biological process: intracellular signal transduction. Lineage: Eukaryota; Metazoa; Mollusca; Gastropoda; Lottiidae. The transcript is spliced from 2 exons. Gene Ontology annotation, molecular function: protein binding. The coding region runs from base 1 to 1062 and encodes 353 amino acids. The record is from RefSeq and is a predicted model, not a curated record.
AUGGCUUUAUUCAAAAGGAAGUUACCGUAUUGGAGGAAGUUUUUUAAGUUAUCUGUUAUUGAAAUAUGGUGCAUGUCUCCGGUUGAAAUACCUGUUUAUAAGGUAUUAACACAUCAGAAGGAGAUGCCUUGUCGUUCUCCAAACAACUCCUCGACUAACAAUAGUGUACUAACUACAUUUGAAACAUCAAAUAGGUAUGUGCAAUCAAACUUGGCGUAUGAUGUGUUUCAAGCUGUUGAGAACGGUUCUUUGACAUUAGUCAGAAAUGUGUUAUUAUCAAGACCCGAUUUGGAUCUUAAUUUUCACAUUCGAGAUGUAACUCCAUUAUCACUGGCUUUAUAUAAAAGACAUUUUGAUAUAUUCAAUAUGUUAAUAAGACACCAAGAAAAGACCAGACGAGUGGAUUUAGAUGUUAGUAGUAAAGACACAUUGGGAAGAGUAGAACCUCCCAUUAUAACUGCGUGUAGAAUGCAUUUUUUAGAAGGUGUAUUCAUUUUAGUUGGUGCUGGAGCAGAUAUUAAUGCUAUAGAUAAUUUAGGACAUACAGCACUGUGGGUUGCUGCCAGACGUCAGAUGCCAGAUUUAGUAGAUUAUCUAAUUAUGAAUGGAGCUAGUGUAAAUAAAGUAAACAAAUUUUUAUAUUCUCCACUUCUUGCAUCAUUAAUGUAUCAUGUUAGUUCUAUUAUAGUUAAAAUGUUGAUUAUAAAUGGGAGUAACCUGGGAGCUUUCAAUUCACAUUCACCUAUUGAACAUUGUGCUUUAUUCUGGGCUGCUAAAAGAGGCAAUAUUGAAAUAGUGAGAUUAGUUUUAACAGCUGGAGUUCCAUUGGCUCAGAUAAGAGCAGUGAAAAUGGCCCUAAUGAACAGUGAUAUAGAAGGUGAUAUAUUAACUCUGUUAGAUAAUGACUCUAGAACACCGCCUUUAUUACAACAUUACUGUAAAAGGAUCAUUCGUAAUUAUGUGGCAGUGAAGUGUUCUGGAAUUUAUUUUGCAAAACAUAUUGAUAGGUUACCAUUACCAUCUAGUCUCAAGAAUUACCUUUCAUUAACAAGACUGAACUAAAGGUCAUAAAAAUUUGACUGUGAUUCAACUAGUUAAAUAUUGUUGAUUUUCAGUUGAAUAAUCGUGUGCAAGUUUUCUUUUAAACCUGAACUCACAAAAUCAUGGAAUUUUUGUUCUGUAGGAUGAUCUAGAUGUUAUGUGUCAUUUAUUACUCAAUGAGUGCUGUACCGUACCUAAUAAUUAGAGAAAGAUGAAUGUGCAAGUUUUAUUCUUAUGAUAUCUGAUAAGGUAUUGACAGAGGUAAUAAAGAUAUUUCUGUGUCCUUAUCCAGUAUAAUAUGCUCAUUCUUUCCUUUGUAUUAACAUGGCUGUGAAUGGUUUGUUCUGUCUGAUUCUUACCUUUUCUAAAUUGUAUAAUACCUAAAUAUAUAUAAUUGGAUAAUGUUAUUGGUGCUAUUAAUAGCACUGCUUUUGUUAUGUGUUGUAAAUAAAAAAUGAAUUGAAUGGA